GUCAUCAUGGUUUCAGCUUUAGUACACAACUGGAACCACGAUCCGACAAACCUGACCUCUAUGAAACAUGGCAAGUAGGUAAAACGACGAACUUGUCAGUAGUGUCAGUAAUGUUCAUAAGAGUGCAAUGGGUGUAACGGUACAUGUUUGUGUCCCUGUGAUCGUCCUGGUGGUUCUUUGCAUAGGACUUACAAGUUCAGAGACAACGCGACCCUGGUAUGAAAAUUUGCCGGCUGUUGCGAUGGACUACAAGGUCCAUAUUGAUCCUGGCAAAGAGGAUUGUUACUUCCAGUAUGUGAACCCUGGUGCAACUUUCUACGUUAGCUUUCAGGUGCUUCGUGGUGGUGAUUUGAAGGCUGGUUUUGCUGUAAGAAAUCCAGCUGGUGAAAUUGUUCAUCCUUAUCAAUGGCGUGCCAGUGCUGAUUAUCAAGACCUAUCCAUGCUUGGUGGUUACUAUAGUAUCUGCAUCGACAAUCAAUUCUCCAGAUUUGCUGCAAAAUUGGUCAAUCUGUAUCUCACUGUGAUCAGGUAUGAUCAGUGGGAUAAAGUCACACAAGAAUUAGAAGAAUUGAAUCUGUCGGUUCAGAACUUUACACAUACAAUUGUCGGCGUUGAGAAGAAUAUCAAUGAGAUUCUGCAAACACAGCAUCUAAGUCGCAGUCGGGAGGCUCGAGACUUAAAUUUACUUCUUGAUAAUAAUUCCUAUGUGCAAAAGUGGUCCAUUGCCCAGAUCAUUGUCAUUGCUGCCACUACUGUUUUACAGGUUUACUUUGUACGUAGACUAUUCGAAGUAAGACCUUCUACGUACUCCAGAGUUGGCAUUUAAGACAGUAGAAGCAUUAAGAUUAUAUAAAAUUCCAUUGCCAAUGGUGAAGGAAAAGGCUUAUCCAUGUUGAUUAAUUCGUCAAUAUUUUUAUUACCGAGGAAUCAUUCCUAGACAUUAAAUAGGUUAUUAUAGAAAUGAAUUUAGAAAAGUUUUACACAGCCAUUAAUUUUUUAUGAUAUUUAAACAAAUACCGGUUAAUUCAUUUUUUUUUCAUUUUAUCACAAUCGCCAAUGUCGCGUUAUAAAAUUUGAAGAAAUUGUUAUGGAUUCUUAAUUGUAAAAUUCCAUUUGUCGAUUUUUAAAAUAAAGCUAUACUAAAAUAUUUUUCAUAAAACGUUGAACUAUAUCGUAGGAAUUAAUAGCAUGACACGUCAUAAAUAUCGUCACAGUAUAGCUCAUUAUAUUAUUUUUAUGAGUUCUUUUUAUACCAAUAAUACGUAUCCAUUAUUACAUUCCAUAAGAACCAUACUAUCAACAGUAUUAUAGGAUGAUAUUUCACAUAGCUACACAGGUCAUUACAUUUUUGUAUUCAAAAAGCGACCCGUGCCAAUAAUAAAAAAGGCAUUCAUUUUUUUUUUAAUUAAAGGAACGUGCAUAAAUUCAAUUUAAAAAAAUAAAUGCUUCUGGUACUUUCUGCUCAGAAAAUAAUGCACUAACUAUUACUGUGCUUAGUACGUAUCAAUGCUUGGUUGCAAAAGAAAUCGUUAACUUUUCUUUAAAUAUUAAUUAACCUUUUGUGUCACAAACGUGUUCUUUAUAAAAAAAAAAUGUCUAUCACUGCGAUUUCAACGAUACUUCAUAUCUAAGCGUUUUUGGGAUCACUGAAUCCAAAUGUGGGGGUAAAUAAUUGCGACUUAAAAAUGGUGAAUACAAUAUAGUGACAGCUGACACUGAAUGUGUUAAAAAUUAUACUGUCAUUACAUUGUCUUUCACGAUAUCCGUAGAUUACCGAUAAUUGUUUUACGCUAAAAAUAAUAAAUGGUCUUCAUUGAAUAACAAAUUUUAUAUUAUUCGCAUAAAAGGUGCGACCCGCCAAAAUAAUUAUAAUAACAAAACAAACGCGCAUUGAAUAGCAUUAAACAACUGUAUGCAAGAAUAAAUAGUUAUCAUUAUCGACAUGUUUAUGCAGAACAGUAAUAAAAUACAGUAAUGAUAAAUGAUAUGACUAGCUAUAUGGGUAUGCGGAUGUAUAGUAUGUUCUAAUUGAAGGUAGAAUCAGUUUUUGUACAGAAUAUACGAAUUUACGUCAAAUUAUCUAUACAAUGUACUUAUAUGAUGUAAUACGAAUAAAUUGGCAUAUAUUUAUUA
Cephus cinctus (wheat stem sawfly) is the source of this 2133-nucleotide messenger RNA. Its product is annotated as transmembrane emp24 domain-containing protein 5. The record is from RefSeq and is a predicted model, not a curated record. Gene Ontology annotation, biological process: intracellular protein transport; Golgi organization; endoplasmic reticulum to Golgi vesicle-mediated transport. The transcript is spliced from 4 exons. Bases 128 to 826 code for a protein of 232 amino acids. NCBI's taxonomy places the organism in Eukaryota, Metazoa, Arthropoda, Insecta, Hymenoptera, Cephidae. Gene Ontology annotation, cellular component: endoplasmic reticulum; Golgi apparatus; endoplasmic reticulum-Golgi intermediate compartment.